Triticum dicoccoides is the source of this 3659-nucleotide messenger RNA. RefSeq lists its product as uncharacterized. NCBI's taxonomy places the organism in Eukaryota, Viridiplantae, Streptophyta, Magnoliopsida, Poales, Poaceae. Gene Ontology annotation, molecular function: double-stranded DNA binding. The transcript has 3 exons. The record is from RefSeq and is a predicted model, not a curated record. The coding region runs from base 5 to 1366 and encodes 453 amino acids. Gene Ontology annotation, biological process: regulation of DNA-templated transcription.
AUAUAUGUCACUCCAGCCCAGCCCGGCCCGGCCCAUUAUCAGAGAAACUGACUGUGGGGUCACUCGUCAUCAGAGGGCGAACCAGACCACAAAUCUGACGGCACCUCUCUCAAUCAACAAAAAGAAAAGAAAAAACAAAUCCUCUUGCUCUCGCCCCGGCCGGCCGUCGUUCCCCAUUCCCUCGCCGCCGGCGCCACCGCGCCGCUGCCUACAGCACUACGCCAUGCUCCGCCUGCACAAGCAUAUCCUCGCCCAUCUCCUCUCUUCUCCAGCCACCUCUCUCCGCCGCCUCAUCUCCGCCGCCGCGCCCGCCAUCUCCUCAAGCACCGGCUUCGCCGUGGAGGAGUACCUCGUCUCCACCUGCGGUCUCACCCGACCCCAGGCCCUCAAGGCCUGCCCCAAGCUCUCCCACCUCAAGUCCCCCGCCAAUCCCGACGCCGUGCUCGCCCUCCUCGCCGGCCUCGGCCUCUCCACCACCGACAUCGCCCCUCUCGUCGCCAGGGACCCGCUGCUCCUCUGCGCCCAAGUGGAGAAAACCCUGGUCCCCAACGUGGCGGGGCUCACCGGCCUCGGUCUCUCGCCUUCGGAGGUCGCACGCCUCGUCUCGCUCUCCCGUAAAAGCUUCCGCUAUAGAUCCAUCGUCUCCAAGCUGCACUACUACUUGCCUCUCUUUGGGUCCUCUGAGUACCUCCUCCGGGCCCUCAAGAGGAACUUCUACCUUCUCUCCGCUGACCUCGACGAUGUGGUUAAGCCCAAUGUCGCUUAUCUGCGGGAGUGCGGGCUAGGUGCUUGUGAUAUUGCCAAGCUAUGCAGCCGUCAACCAUCGCUUCUCACCGCCAACCUGGAGCGUGUCCAGGCGAUGGUGGAAUGCGCUGAAAACAUAGGUGUGCCCCGUGCCUCUCGGAUGUUCAGGCAUGCGAUGCACGCUGUUGCAUUUCUCAGUGAGGACAAGAUCGCAGCUAGGGUGAACUACUUGAAGAACACCUUCAGGUGGACGGAUGCUGAGGUAGGCAUGGCUGUUUCUAAGGCUCCAUUGGUGCUGGCGAGGUCCAAGGAGUCGCUGCAGCGCAGGUCUGAGUUCCUCCUCUCCGAGGUGGGCUUGGAACCGGUGUACAUUGCUCAACGGUCGGAAAUAAUCGGUCACAGCCUGGAGGGCCGGCUCAGGCCCCGGUACUAUGCUGUGAAGUUUCUCAAGGAGAAUGGAUUGCUCAAGCGUGACCCAAACUACAGUACCGUUUGCAAGAUGAGUGAGAAGGCAUUCAGGAAGAAGUUCAUAUUCCCUCACAAGGAGGCUGCACCGCACCUCACAGAAGACUACGAUGCCGCUUGCAAGGGGGACGUGCCGACUAAUUUCAGAUUCACAUAAGCCAAGACGGGCUAUGAUGUAAUUGGGUGCUGGUUGUAUGACUGUUAGAUGCUGGGUUGGUCAUUGCUAACGUGUGAUGGAAUUGAUAAUUUGAUCCCCAAAUACUGUUCAUAGUGGAUGAUUGGAGGAUGAAUCUGAUGCAUGUCCCAUAUUUAGAGACUGCAGGUGUGCUGAACGUGGAUGUAGAUGGCGCUUUUUCCUUCUUCCAGGAAACGAAGUGAAACAUGGUGGCUAUGGCUUUGCUGUAUUAUAGUGCAUGGAUUCUCAAGACCCUGUUAGGUGAUGAUGCCUUGAAGCUUCAGUGAUAAUAAUGGCUUGACAGUGGCACAGGUUCUAUUCAGGGAAGCUCCUACUUUUCUCUUUUUUGAAUUAUGCAAGGUGAGUAAUCCUCCUAGUAUUGUACUAUUGAUAUGAAUAAACUAGCAUCUGGUACUUUAAUCGUUUUUUGCAUUUUGCUGGAUCUUUACUUGGAUGCAAACAGUUUGUACGAGUCACACAUGCAUGUAAACCGUAUGCAUUAUGGAAAUUUUGUACUCUGAACUCUGAAUUUGGAUCAGAGCUGAACGUUAACUCUGAAUCUUUCAGACUCCAUGUGAACUCUGAAAUUUAUUAUACCCAAUUCUAGUGUAAAGCUAUAAUAAGCAGUUAAAAAUCUUUCAGGAGCCAAGUUAGCUUGAAUCAGAGCAGAAAGUUAACAGCAAUGCUGCCAGAUGCUAACAGGCAAAACCUUUUAUGUACGAUUCACUUCAGACUCUUCAGAGCCACAACUAUUAUACUGAGAAGAGUAUCAACAUUUUCUAUUAUCACAGCAGCAUCGGUAUGACAAGAGUUCUUAUGUUUUCAGAACGUUGGGACUGGGCUUAGCUAGUUAUGAUCAGAAAUCACUUUCUUAUCUUAAGUACAUCAGUGAAAUGCAUAUUUUCAUAGAGGUUCACCAAAAGCGAAAUGUCAUUUUUAUAGUAUCACCGUCAGCAGAUAAAACUGUUUUACCUUGAAGUGCAUAGUCUAUGUUUAGUAUCUAAAAAAUGUAUUGAAGGCAUGUGAUGAAAUCCAAGUGCAAAUGCUAGCUGAUUUGCAUCAUUCUUAUUUUCUGGAAUCUAUUUCUCCAACAUUUAAUGCCUAUUCAUUUAGAGUAGAUAAAUAAGCUUCACAAGUGAACUUACUGCAUGAAGGCAAUCUGGUGACAGUUGAUAAUAAAAUACAGCUCCUGAAUUAAUCCCAAAAAUCUAUAUGGAGCAGAGAUAAAAACUCACAGAAGAGGCCAUGAUGAGCAAUUGACGCGGUGAGGAUCAGGAGAAUGAGAAGAGCAGCAACUGGGGGGAUGAUCAAAGAGGAGAGCCCAAUGAUCGCGCUACUCCAGAGCAAACUCUGUAAGGUUGUUUACCAACUGAAGUUUACACAAAGAGGCGAGCCUAAUGUUGAGAGAUUCAGGGGAUUGAACAUGACUAUAAGUUGACGAGACUAAAUAAACAGGGGACGCGUUGGGUUUGAACAUGACAGGUAUGGUGCCACGUACGGGGAUUCAGUCAACUAAAUAUUCAGAGAGAAGAGCAGCACAAGAUAUUCCAAAAUACAGCCACAUCAAGUGCCUGACAGACAACAUGUUCAUUUUUCGUGCUAUACUACAAAAGCUAUUUCUCAGUGUCAAUUAUUCUCUAAGAUUAAUGAUUUUGGACAUAGUUAAGGCACCAUUAGAAAAUAGCCAUGGUGAAGACACAGAGUUUGGUUAACCUGUAUGAUUCUUCGGGUUUGCUUGGUAUUUUUAUGUCUAAUGUUGUAAAUCGACGACGCAUCCUUCCUUGUAGGAGAAGAUUUGCUGAGAUAGACGGGAUGUAGAAGAUUCAUGGUGCUUUCUUCGUCUUGUCCCAGGAAAUCGGCGAGGCAUGGCAGCUGGGCCUUUGCUAUGCUCACUAAGCGUGAUUCUGAUGCCGUGAAGCGACAAGUAUGGCCUGACAUUGGUGGGGGCUUUGUUCAGAGAAGAAGCUCCUUCUGGGGCUUUGCGUUGCGGGAUUCCAUAAUCAGCUCAGCUCUGAACAAACAACAAGUUGAGCGAACAAUCAAUUCGACGUGGUAUGAUUGUUCUACUCAAAACUCUGAAUUUAAACCAGAGCCGAAAAGUUAGCUCUGAGACUCUGAAACUUUCAGACUUGAUGGGUGAGCUCUGAAACUUAUUACACCCAAGGCAAUUGUGAUUGAUGCUAUCUAUAGUAAGCGUUUAUUUUUAACAUGCAUAAUGCCCUCAGACAUCCAUGUCAUCAUUUGUUUUUGUUGGUGUUUUUCUUUUCCUGAAAAG